GAGAAAACAAAAAAGGCAGUAGGUUUUAUAAAAUUAAACAAAAGUUUGAAGCUGAACUCAAUAGAGAAGUAGAAUUCUUCUGAGGAUAGAUGGGAAAACGGGGGAAGAAAGGGCAUCAGCAACAGAAAACAAGUCGUAGUAAAGAGUAUUACUAUGCUUCUGAAGGUGAACAAGAAGAGAGAAACCAUGUCAUUCUUCCUUCUUCUUCAGAUGAUGAAGAAAAAGAAACCAAAACUGACAAUGAAGAGGAACAAGAAGAACAUGAAGGAAAUGUCGAUCAAUCGAAUCCAAAUUCAAGUGAUAAAUGCCCAUCUAAAUUCUCUCUGUACCAGGAAUCUGUUCAGUCUCCAAAGGGUGAUAUCAGUUAUCUUCAGAAGUUUUUCUUGAUGUAUGUUGGUGGAAGACAACCUCUUCAUCUCCAGGAAGAUUUUUGUGGGACUGCUCUACUCAGUGCGGAGUGGCUUCGGACGGACUCGAGAAGAACAGCAGUAGGAGUGGAUAUGGACCUUGAGACACUUGAAUGGAGCUUACAGAACAAUGUUGAUAAAAUUGGGGCCGGGUAUUCUAGAAUAUCGUUGUUUCAUGGGGAUGUAUUGAGACCUAAGGAAGCUAGGCUGGUAAAAUGUGGAAUCCAGGACUCUAUGGAAGACAUGAAAUUGGAUGACUGUGAAGAGGGGUGUAUGGAAACUGAUGCUGGGACUGGUAGUCAAAUGAAGGAUGGGUUGGUGAAGGAGAAUUGUGUGUUGCCUCCGAUUGAUAUUGUUUGUGCGUUUAAUUACAGCUGUUGUUGCCUUCAGAAGCGAACAGAUCUGGUAUUGUACUUUAAGCAUGUGAUUGAUACCUUGUCUAAGAAAGGUGGAAUAUUUGCAAUGGAUGUGUAUGGGGGUACUUCAUCUGAGCAUGGGCUACGUCUCCAGAGAAGGUUUCCAAAUUUCACGUAUACGUGGGAGCAAGAAGAAUUCGAUAUUCUCCACCGUACAACAAGGAUAAGCCUCCACUAUAAUCUCCGGAAGCAGCAACGCAAGAUUCGCCAUGCAUUUUCAUACAGCUGGAGACUGUGGUCAUUGCCCGAGAUUAAGGACUGCAUGGAAGAAGCUGGAUUCAAAUCUGUCCAUUUCUGGAUCAGGGAGAUGCCAGACACCAAGGACAUGAAAAGUACUGAAGGUUUUGGUGUUGGGCGAGAUGUCAAGUAUGAGGAGGUCUCAUCUUUCAAACAACAAGAUGCAUGGAAUGCCUACAUUGUGGGUGUUUCAAAAUGAAGUCCCAAGUUUAAUGUCUGUUUACUUUGGAAUGGAAAACAAAAUGUAACUCCGAUAGAAUAAGAAAGGCCUGUAAACCUUGAUUUCUGUGAGUUAUUAAAACUUUUGUGCUAGAUUUGAAAUGCAUCCAUUCUCCCACUGA
This is a messenger RNA of Papaver somniferum (opium poppy), 1401 nucleotides long. RefSeq lists its product as uncharacterized. NCBI's taxonomy places the organism in Eukaryota, Viridiplantae, Streptophyta, Magnoliopsida, Ranunculales, Papaveraceae. Bases 90 to 1259 code for a protein of 389 amino acids. The record is from RefSeq and is a predicted model, not a curated record. The transcript has 5 exons.